GGGGGCUGACCCGACCCGACCCGACCCCACUCCGCCUCCGCCUCGACCCCGGGAUUGCAGCAAGCCCCUUGGGCAGAAGGUAAACAAUUAGGCUGAAAACGGUGCCCUUCUCUGGAAUGGCAGGAGGUAGGAGAGGGCCAAGCAGGGCAUCCUACUGUAGAACGCCACUCAAUGAAUCUGGGUCACUGGGGGGCUCCAGCUAUUCCACCAGCUCGCCCAUCACAGGAGUGCGAUCUCGAACCAGGAGUGGUUCAGGAACUGGCCUGUCAAGCCCUCCUCUCGCAGCCCAGACGGUGAUCCCUCUGAAACACAACAAGAUUCCUGAAUUGCCACUUGAGAAAAGCAUUCUCUUUGAGUUUCAUCUGCUCUUCUGCCACCUCAUAGCCUUGUUUGUUCAUUAUAUCAACAUCUAUAAAACCGUAUGGUGGUACCCUCCAGCUCACCCACCUUCUCAUACGUCCCUGAAUUUCCAUUUGAUUGAUUACAAUUUAUUGGUCCUGACCACCAUUGUGCUGGCCCGUCGUCUUAUUACUGCAGUUGUGAAAGAAGCCUCUCAUAAUGGUAAAAUCUCUGUAUCACAGUCAGUUGUAUUCGUGGCAACUCGAUUUGCGAUCCUGACUGGAACAGGAUGGAGUCUGUGUCGAUCACUUAUUUAUCUUUUUCGGACGUACUCUUUUCUGAAUUUGCUGUUCCUGUGUUAUCCGUUUGGAAUGUACAUACCUUUCUUUCGGCUGAACUAUGAUUCUAAGAGGUCAAACCUUCCACCAUCGGUGGCCAACAUAGGACCCCAUGAGACUGGCCUCGCUAUUGGAAGAAGUAAAGAUUACUUAAGUGUUUUAAAGGAAACCUGGAAAUACCACACCAACCAAAUGCACAGUAUAAACACUACUAUGCCAACACAUGCAUGUUGUCUAUCUCCAGACUUGAUACGAAAUGAAGUGGAACACCUCAAAAUGGACUUCAACUGGCGUGUGAAAGAAGUGCUUGUCAAUGCGAUGCUGAGUGCAUAUUAUAUAGCCUUUGUCCCCGUUUGGUUUAUAAAGAGUACGCAGUAUUAUGACAAGAGGUGGUCCUGCGAACUUUUUAUCCUGGUUUGGAUCAGCACAUGUGUGAUACUAACACGACACCUUCUACCCCCGCGGUAUUGUGACCUGCUGCACAAGGCUGCAGCACACCUGGGCUGCUGGCAGAAAGUAGACCCAGCGCUGUGUUCUAAUGUCCUUCAGCAUCCGUGGUCAGAAGAAUAUAUGUGGCCACAGGGCGUGUUGGUAAAACACAAUAAAAAUGUGUACAAAGCUAUGGGAAAUUACAAUGUGGCAAUCCCUUCAGAUGUUUCACACUUCAGAUUUUAUUUUUUCUUCAAUAAACCCUUGAGGAUUUUGAACAUACUUAUCAUUAUAGAAGGCGUUGUAAUAUUUUACCAGUUGUAUUCAUUACUAUGUUCAGAAAAGUGGCAUCAUACAAUAUCUUUGGGGUUGAUACUGUUCAGCAAUUAUUAUGCCUUCUUCAAAUUACUCCGGGACAGAAUAGUCCUGGGAAAAGCAUAUUCAUACUCUACAAGUGGAAAUUCAGAAAGUAAACUGAAUUAAAAGUCUUUUCUCCCUCCAGUAGCUGUUGAAAUGAUCAGAGCUUUGUAUUUUUGUUACAAUUGCCUUUUCAUGUAAUUGUCAUUAAAAUAUUUUUAUAUCUCUGGAA
Callorhinchus milii (elephant shark) is the source of this 1695-nucleotide messenger RNA. It is a transcript of the gene tmem39b, whose product is annotated as transmembrane protein 39B. The record is from RefSeq and is a predicted model, not a curated record. The transcript is spliced from 9 exons. Bases 117 to 1589 code for a protein of 490 amino acids. Gene Ontology annotation, cellular component: membrane. NCBI's taxonomy places the organism in Eukaryota, Metazoa, Chordata, Chondrichthyes, Chimaeriformes, Callorhinchidae.